Heterobilharzia americana is the source of this 1377-nucleotide messenger RNA. Lineage: Eukaryota; Metazoa; Platyhelminthes; Trematoda; Strigeidida; Schistosomatidae. The record is from the annotation of a GenBank genome assembly.
AUGUCUAUAUAUCCAUUGAAUAGAUUACAACAUUUACUAAUGCGUUUACGUUCGUUUUGUUCAAUUCGAUAUGUGGUUAAAUUUCUUCCGAAUGGUUCAUCAGCUCCAAGACUAGAUAUUUAUAAUCAAGUGAUAACUAGGAACUCUUUACAAUAUGACGAUUGUGAUUGUGCGUUAACGGAUUCCAAUGUGCUGUACACCUCAAGUUGUACAGAUUAUGAUGAUUACAGUGAAAAGGAAAAAGAAUUACUUUUAAGUCCUAUAUCAGCUCAGAUGUCUAACUGUAUUGUUAAAAAAUAUGCUACUCCAAACCAACUUUCCACCUCGCAUUCCUCUGCGAAAUUCGGAAAUAUUACACAGCCACAUAACGUUGUUCCAGUGUAUUAUCUUGGUUCAUUCUCAAAUGUUCAUACCAGUUCUCCAAGUUCACAGUCAAGGUCUCUUCAAAAUCUUCAACAUGGUCAUAAUAAUGAUAAGGAAGAGAAUCAUAAUCAAAUGAAUGUUGAGUCAUCAAUUCAAAAGAAACGUAAUCGAGGAUAUCAUCGUAAACAUAUUCAAGGGAAACGAUCAGAAAAGUAUUCUAAGACCACUGGUGGUAAUACUUCAGAUACAGAUUCUGAUGAACAUUUGAAUUAUCAUUCAUACAAAACAUCCGAAUCGAAUCGUAUCUCACAGUUGGAAGCGGAACUUUCUCGCUUAAGAUCACAAAUUGCCCAGCUAAUCUUAGCUCAGGAAUUGGGUAGAUCAGGUACAUCUGAUCUGGAUCGUAGUAGCUUUCCUCAUCGUCUAGAUGCAGAUGACAAAACUCUACAGUCGGUUGAAUUGCCUAGUAUUCCAGUCAAUUCGAUUUUAAAUUCGUCGAUACCACCACCUCCUCCCCCUCCACCGCCACCCCCACCCAUGAUAGCAUCAACUGCAUUACAUGAAACCAACAGUACGAAUUGGAGAGAUCAGUUAAAAGACAAGUUGAGAAGUAAACAGACUAAAUUCCCAGAUGAAACAUCUACAUCACUGAGAAGUAAUCUUUCGACUACUCAGAAUUCUGGUGAUAUGUCACAAGUGCUGAGAGAAUUACAAAGUGGAUCUAUCAAACUACGUACAGUCCCAAGGUCCCCUGGUGGGACACCCAUAAAACAAAAUAAAUCUCCUACAAUUAGCGGCUCUGAUCCUUGCGCAAUUAUUGCUCGGGCAUUGCACUCUAAAUUCUCACAUCUUCAAAACAUUUCCCAGUCUAAAUCUCAUUUCGAUUCUGGUCUUGGAGCUGGGUGUGAAGAUAUUUGGUCUCCAAAACAUAAAUCUAAAGGUUCUUCUCCUUCACUGCCGUUUGGUCAACAUAUGCUUCGCCCUACCAAGCGCUUUGAAAACGCAACCCAGUGA